Miniopterus natalensis is the source of this 1375-nucleotide messenger RNA. NCBI's taxonomy places the organism in Eukaryota, Metazoa, Chordata, Mammalia, Chiroptera, Miniopteridae. The record is from RefSeq and is a predicted model, not a curated record.
AACCGAUCAAUGUUUCUCACAUCAAUCUUUCUCUCUCAACAUAUCCUCUGGCAAGGAUUUAAAAAAAAGAUUAGGACCCGUGUCUGUGCAGAGGACUGAGCCUGGUGUACAAAAGGACCAAGUGGGCUUAUUGGGGCCAACACCAGGCAGGCUAGAGGGCCCAGCUGGUUCAGGUAGCCGGCUACAGGAGAGGCAUGCAAGGUGAAGGGCUUGGCUUCUGCCAAGGUGUGGGCCCAGGCUGGAGGGUUAAUCCUGGGCCCAGGACUCCCUCUUGGCACAUUGUGAGGGAGAGCCCCAGCAUCAUUGUGACCCGCUUAACCCCAGGAGCCUCUGGGACAGGCAAGCUGGGUGCUGUGGCACAGUGCGUUGGGGGUCUAGGGGCCCCGGUGGCCCUAGGGACCCCCAUGGCCAUCGCUGAGCAGCCAUGGCCCAGGUGCGCCUCGUAUCAUAGCCCCAACACCAACUGCCAGGACCUGGGCAACUCCAUCCUGUUGCUGCUGGGCUUCAUCAUCUGCAUUAACAUUGGCAUCAAUAUAGUUACGCUGCUCUGGCGCAGACUCCAGGUCUUCUUAAAGCACACGUUCUACAGUAUGGUUUGUGAGAAAGAAGAUUCUAAGUCAUCCUCACCUAGAAAGAAGACCCAGCCCCCAAAGCGGAACUCCCCUGCAGUCCACCUUCGAUGCACCAUGGACCCUGUGAAAAUGACCUUGACCCCCCCACGCACUCGCCGCCAGCGCCAUCGAGGCUCACCAGCAUGCUGUGUCCACCACCCAACAGCCUGGACCCCUGACACUGAUGAUGAGAAGCUCCCUCAUCAGCACCCGGCAGUGUGCUCCCACAACUGGGAUCGAACCCCAGACUGGGAAGGCUUCCAAUCCACUCGGGGGUUCUGGGCUCCCUGGUCCCAGGACACUGUGGAGCUGCCUUCCCAGACCAUUCGCUUCCAGCAGACCAUAGAGGGAAGACCCCUCAAAAGAGAGAUGCGGUCAGAGCUGGGCCUAGAGGCCUAUGUGUACCCUGUGAACCCCCCGCCCCCCAGCCCACAGGUCCAGAGCCACAGGAACUGUGGAAGGGGGGCUGGGGCUGAGGGGGAGCAGGAGAAAUGCUCACCAGCCCCACCACCCAUCAGGGGCCCAGCAGUUGUUCCAGAUAUCCCCCGGCGCCCCUCCUCACGCCGCCUAGUGUACGAUGCCCUAGACGUGAGGCGGCGGCUGCGGGAGCUGACCCAGGAGGUGAAGGCUCUGUCCCACUGUUACCCCAUGGGCUCCAGAUCCAGCACUGCUGAGGGGAUGAAGGACUGGGUAUACCGUCCCCUGGCAGAGAGGUGACUGGGAGAAGAAUUAAAAAAGAGAGAGAAGAGGUGGCUUGUGGUGGU